This is a messenger RNA of Papaver somniferum (opium poppy), 609 nucleotides long. RefSeq lists its product as uncharacterized. The transcript is spliced from 2 exons. The record is from RefSeq and is a predicted model, not a curated record. Lineage: Eukaryota; Viridiplantae; Streptophyta; Magnoliopsida; Ranunculales; Papaveraceae. The coding region runs from base 1 to 609 and encodes 202 amino acids.
AUGGAGCUUGCUACCUUGCAUGGUUAUUGGGAUGGAAAGCCUUUGUGUUUUGGUGGAGAUUUUAAUGAGAUAAGAUACAUGGUGGAGAGAAGAGGUUGUCGUAGAGUUUUAAACUCAAUGAAGUUAUUAGAUGACCUAUAUAAUGAGUUGGACCUUGUCGAUUUGCCUCUUUCCCGUGCGAAGUACACUUGGAGUAGACCACCUAACAAGAAGAGCAAAAUUGACCGCUUUAUAUUCUCUUCGAAUUGGGAAGAUCAUUUUCCAAAUAUCAACUUCAACCGCCUUGCAAGACCUUUUUCGGAUUUCCUAUUGGGCACGGCGGGUGAAUGCUUUUCAAAGGAGUUACAUGCUUAUAAGGAGAAAUUGAAGAUGUGGAAUCGAGAUGUAUUUGGGAAUAUUGAUAAGGCAAUUGACUCGGCGCUUACCAAGAUGAAAGAGUUAGAUGAACUAGAUGAUGAAAGGGGUCUUACCGAAGUUGAAGAAAACAUGCUUGUGACGGCUAAAGUAGAGUUUGAGGUGGCACAUCGUCGACAAAACAUAAUGUUGAGACAAAAGUUAAGAAUUAUAUAUAUUAGGGAUGGCGACCUCAACACCAUAACUGAGUGGUGA